This is a messenger RNA of Sabethes cyaneus, 610 nucleotides long. It is a transcript of the gene RpS23, whose product is annotated as 40S ribosomal protein S23. The record is from RefSeq and is a predicted model, not a curated record. Gene Ontology annotation, biological process: translation. Gene Ontology annotation, molecular function: structural constituent of ribosome. NCBI's taxonomy places the organism in Eukaryota, Metazoa, Arthropoda, Insecta, Diptera, Culicidae. The transcript has a single exon. Bases 50 to 481 code for a protein of 143 amino acids. Gene Ontology annotation, cellular component: cytosolic small ribosomal subunit; ribosome.
CUUUUCUAAUCGAGUGUUUGUUCGGUUCGGACGCCAUUUGUACAGUGAAAUGGGUAAACCACGUGGAAUUCGUACGGCUCGGAAGCACAUCCGCCACCGGCGGGACCAGCGCUGGGCCGAUAAGGACUACAAAAAGGCUCACUUGGGAACACGCUGGAAGUCGAACCCGUUUGCCGGAGCGUCUCACGCCAAGGGAAUCGUGCUGGAAAAGGUCGGUGUCGAAGCUAAGCAGCCCAACUCCGCCAUCCGUAAGUGUGUCCGAGUGCAGCUCAUCAAGAACGGUAAGAAAAUUACCGCCUUCGUACCCCGGGAUGGUUGCCUCAACUACAUCGAAGAGAACGACGAAGUGCUGGUCGCUGGUUUCGGCCGUAAAGGUCAUGCCGUCGGUGAUAUUCCUGGAGUUCGGUUCAAGGUGGUGAAGGUGGCCAACGUUUCGCUGCUGGCUUUGUACAAGGAAAAGAAGGAACGACCCCGUUCGUAAAAAGAGGUGUUGGUGGAAAGGAGGAUUCUUACGAUAAGGAUUGCUAAACAAUACAUUGUAAGCUGUUUAUGUGAAGAGUGAAAAAAGGAGCCUGAAUACAAGUCAUCGCGAAAGGGAUGAGCCCGUAAA